AUGGCUGUCACGAACAUCCCCGUCCCGCCGCGUAACAUUCCGCGAGUGCUCAACAUGCACGACUGUCUCAUUGAGGUGACCCGUUUUGAUAGUGGCCAGUCAACUGUCUUUUGGUUGGGAGGCUACUUGAACAACGAAACGUACAUCAACCCAGACGGCACUUUCGAUCACACCAUGCUGAGCUACGAGGAUUUCGAACAAGAUCUGAUGGAUCACCUCUGUUUCGACCCCCAUGAAGAAAAUCUCCGAUGGGAUUACGACAGCCCAUUUCAGCCUCGCGCGAGCCCCCCAAAUCCCCCAGCUUUCAUGGUUAGAAGUUACAACGCUUGGGUGGCUGCUCUGCUAGCCAUGCAACACGCUUCCUCAAGCCAGGUCAACUCCGGUGUGCAAUCUACCUCCACUGCGAGUUCUCCAAUCAUGACCGUUUACUUCGGUAUUGCAUGA
Penicillium crustosum is the source of this 444-nucleotide messenger RNA. RefSeq lists its product as uncharacterized. Bases 1 to 444 code for a protein of 147 amino acids. The transcript has a single exon. NCBI's taxonomy places the organism in Eukaryota, Fungi, Ascomycota, Eurotiomycetes, Eurotiales, Aspergillaceae. The record is from RefSeq and is a predicted model, not a curated record.